Staurois parvus is the source of this 3171-nucleotide messenger RNA. The record is from the annotation of a GenBank genome assembly. NCBI's taxonomy places the organism in Eukaryota, Metazoa, Chordata, Amphibia, Anura, Ranidae.
UUAGGGAUAAAGACUACCAUCUGCGAACGUAUAAAUCAGUGGUUAUGGCAAACAAGCUGAUAGACUGGCUUAUAGCUCAGGGAGACUGCCGGACAAGAGAAGAAGCCAUCAUUCUUUGUGUGGCACUAUGUGACAAUGGAUUUAUGCAUCAUGUAUUGGAGAAGAGCGAGUUCAAAGAUGAGCCUCUGUUGUUUCGAUUCUUCUCUGAUGAGGAAAUGGAAGGUUCCAAUAUGAAGCACAGACUCAUGAAACACGACCUAAAGAUUGUGGAGAAUGUUAUCGCUAAAUCUCUCUUGAUAAAACCCAGUGAUGGAAGCUAUGGCUUUGGCCUGGAGGAUAAAAACAAAGUACCUAUAGUAAAAUACAUUGAAAGGGGAUCUAAUGCUGAGUUGUCAGGAAUGGCAAUCGGGAAAAAAAUCUAUGCUGUGAAUGGUGACCUUGUUUUCCGGAGGCCGUUCCAUGAAGUGGAUUGUUUUCUGAGGACUUGCUUGAACAGCAGAAAACCUCUAAGGAUUCUCAUGAGCACAAAACCCAGAGAGACAGUAAAAAUUCCAGAUUCUCCAGAGGGACUUGGAUUCCAAAUUAGAGGAUUUGGGCCAUCUGUUGUACACGCUGUGGGUAGAGGGACAGUGGCUGCAGUUGCUGGUCUGCACCCAGGGCAGUGCAUCAUCAAAGUGAAUGGGAUCAAUGUCAGUAAAGAAAGCCAUGCAAGUGUCAUUGCUCAUGUGACUGCCUGCAGAAAAUACCGGAGGCCAAUGCAGCAAGAUUCCAUCCAGUGGAUCUAUGACAGCACUGAGAGUGCCAAGGAAGAUAUCAUAAAAUCCGCUCAUCCUCGGCCCUUAGGAGAAAACGAAGGGGAUGGAUUUGAUUGCAAAGUAGAAGAGGUUAUUGACAAAUUCAGCACCAUGGCUAUCAUUGACGGAAAGAAGGAUCACGUGAGCCUCACUGUGGAUAACGUUCACUUAGAAUAUGGUGUUAUAUAUGAGUACGACAGCACAGCAGGAAUCAAGUGCCAUGUAGUGGAGAAGAUGGUUGAACCAAAGGGCUUCUUCAGCCUAAGUGCCAAGGUAUUAGAUGCUUUUGCUAAAAGUGAUGAACAGUUUGUGCAAAACUGCAGCAAUCUGCAUUCUUUACAAGAAGUCAUUCCUCCGGAGCUUCAGAAUAAAUUCACUAUCAUCUGUCGAGAGAAAAUUGAACAUAUUUACAGGAGGAUCUCUAGUUACAGGAAGUUUUCAAGGGUUUUGAAAAACAGAGCCUGGCCUACAUUCAAGCAAGCAAAGUCAAAGAUUUCACCUCUUCAUAGCAGUGACUUCUGCCCAACAAACUGUCAUUUCAAUGUCAUGCAGGUUUCAUAUCCCAAAACCUUGACAUCACUUGGCAGCGCAUUUGGGGUACAGCUAGACAAUAGAAAACAGACUUCCCAGGACAAAGAAAACAAAAUCACAGAGCAAGGUAAACUUAAUCCUAUGGUGUACAUACAACACACAAUAACCACAAUGGCUGCACCUUCGGGACAUUCACUGGGUCAGCGUGAUGGCCAUGGCUUGCGAUAUUUACUCAAAGAUGAGGAUUUGGAAACACAGGAUAUACAUCAUAAGUUACUAUGCAAACUCCAGUCAGCCCUGGCAGAAGUGGAAACCUGCGUGUCUCAAAUUGAUGAAUUAUUGUCUUCAAUAACUUGCUCUCCCAAAUGUGACCGUAAGACAGAGACAUUAAUAGCGGUGGACAGCGAUAAUGAGAGAGGAGAGAAGAAUGGGAAGAGAGUGUGCUUCAAUGUUGCAGGGGAUGAGCAGGAGGAUUCAGGUCAUGAUACCAUCAGCAACCGAGAUUCUUACAGUGACUGUAACAGCAACAGAAACUCCAUUGCCUCCUUCACCAGUGUGUGCAGCAGCCAGUGUAGUUCAUACCUGCACAGCGAUGACAUGGACUCUGGGGAUGAGCUGCCAUUAAGUGUCAGAAUUUCCCAUGAGAAACAAGACAAAUUACACAGCUGUUUGGAACACCUUUUCAGUCAGGUGGAAUCAAUUACUAAUCUUCUAAGAGGUCCAGCUGUUGCAAGAGCAUUUGAGCAAACAAAAUACUUUACACCGGGACGAGGGCCUGCAAAAUUUCAACAGGAAAUGGAGCCUAAAUUAAGUUGUCCAAAGCGGUUACGACUUCAUAUUAAGCAGGAUCCUUGGAAUCUGCCAAGUAGUGUCCGAAUUCUUGCACAGAACAUUCGAAAGUUUGUAGAAGAGGUUGAAACUCGGAUACUUUUGGCUUUACUUGAAUAUACAGAUAGUGAAAUUCAACUUAGGAGAGAUAUGGUCUUCUGCCAGAGCUUGGUAGCUGCUGUGUGUGCCUUCUCUGAGCAGCUACUGGUUGCAUUAAAUCACAUGUAUGAUAGCAACAGAGAGUAUGAAGUAGAAACACAAGAGGCCAGCAGAAGAUGGUUGGAGCAGAUUGCCAAUGCUGGUGUCCUCUUCCACUUCCAGUCCCUUCUUUCUCCAAACCUGACAGAUGAACAAGCUAUGCUGGAGGACUCGCUUGUCGCUUUGUUAGAUUUGGAAAAGGUCAUGUUUCACUUCAGACAAGCUGAACAAGGACCACAAGUGGCAAAUGUACCUAUCACCUAUCAGGCAGAAGGAAGUCGCCAGGCUUUGAAAAUUUACUUCUACGUAGACGAGUAUCACUUUGAACAUUUACCACAACGCCUGAAGAAUGGAGGCGGAUUCAAAAUUCACCCUGUCCUAUUUUCUCAAGCUGGAGAGAGCAUGGAUGGCUAUUAUUACAAGGAUAAUGUUUCUAUAGAGGAAUUUCAAGCUCAGAUUAAUGCUGCUUCACUUGAGAAAGUUAAACAGUAUAAUCAGAAACUAAGGGCUUUCUACUUGGAUAAGACAAACCUGCCUCCAAAUACCACAUCUAAAGCUGCUUUCAUUGACAAGCUGAUGAGGCCAUUAAAUGCUUUGGAUGAACUAUACCGGCUGGUAGAUUCCUUUAUUCACUCCAAACGUACAGCAGCCUGUGCCUACACAGCUUGUGGUGCCUCGGGUGUUGGACUGCUGUCUGUGUCUUCAGAACUUUGUAAUCGGCUUGGAGCCUGCCACAUAAUAUUGUGCAAUAGCGGGGUGCACAGGUAAGUACGAGUUAUUAUUUCUUGCCAAACAUGUAUUUUUUAAUGAGCUUGCCUGA